Molecule: messenger RNA, 596 nt
Organism: Notothenia coriiceps (black rockcod)
Lineage: Eukaryota; Metazoa; Chordata; Actinopteri; Perciformes; Nototheniidae
Gene: ftcd
Product: formimidoyltransferase cyclodeaminase
Exons: 5
Molecular function (GO): transferase activity; folic acid binding
Source: RefSeq, a predicted model, not a curated record
UAUAUACAUAUACACAUAUACACCUACCUGGAGGUCUGCAGGGAGGCUCAGGAGCUGCAGCUGCCCGUGGUCGGCUCCCAGCUGGUGGGCCUGGUCCCCCUCAGAGCCAUAAUGGCCGCCGCUGACUUCUUCAUCAACAGAGACGGGCUCUUCAUCGUGGAGGAGGAGCACAAAGUCCGCCUGGUGAUCAGUAAACUCGGCCUGGACUCUCUCGCUCCGUUCAACCCCAAGGAGAGAAUCAUAGAGUACAUGGUGGGGGGGGGGGACAGCCCUCUGGUUUCUCUCUCUCUGAGGAACUUCGUUCAGAGCGUCGCUUCCAGAACUCCGGCUCCUGGGGGGGGGUCAGUGUCCGCUGCCAUCGCUGCCAUGGGGGCGGCGCUGGCCUGCAUGGUGGGUCAGAUGUCGUACGGGAAGCGUCAGUUUGAGAGUCUGGACGGCGUCAUGCGGCAACUCAUUCCCCCGUUUCAUAGCGCCGCCGCCGAGCUGCUAACGAUGGUCGACCGCGACGCCUCGGCCUUCAGCAGCUACAUGGUGAGAAACAUCGUAACCCUACGAUGUUUUUAUUAUACUAAUAACACGCCUUCAGCAGCUACAUG